Molecule: messenger RNA, 2418 nt
Organism: Anisakis simplex (herring worm)
Lineage: Eukaryota; Metazoa; Nematoda; Chromadorea; Rhabditida; Anisakidae
Source: the annotation of a GenBank genome assembly
AUGGAUAAGAAUUUGAAUGAGUUUUGUUGGGAUACAGAGAUGGAGUUGGAUGCAAGUGUCGCGGCCACAGAUUCCUUACUGUUCCCUCAUGUGGAAUUCAUGCAUCGUCCACUUGCCGAAAGAUUGUUCUAUACGGGUCGACCAAUAACAGUUCGUCAGGAAGAAGACGGAUGCUUGAUUCGAGGUAAAGUUGAGGUAACAUGUGGUGACGGAAUCUUCUUUAGCACCACAGAUGGUCUCGAAUUAGUUAAGCUGAGUCAAGUGGUUCCCGAUUCUGAGUGGUCGACAUCGAAUCCAUUACAACAAGAGAAAUCGUCGUUGAAUGAGGUUACGAGCACUCCAUCGAAUAUUGAAGCAUUUGAAGCAAUAGCGAAUGGAAACGAUAACAAAGAAUUGACUGCAGACGAAUUAUUAGAAGCUGGCAUGACGCCGGCAGAAAUUGUUAAGGUAGGUCAAUGGAUGGAACUACAGGACGUAAGAAACCCUCUCGAGGUUCGCGUAGUUCAAGUGCUGGCGAAUCGAGGCGGUCUAUUGACCGUCAGUGAUGGAAAACGUCCUGAGAAUGUGCUAUUGGCUAGCGAAAGGUGUCAUGAACUGGGAUGGGCUCAGAAUGAGUCACGUAACUGUACGUAUGAAACGGAUGCAUUGGAACUGUUGAAUAGAGUGCGUGGUGACAGUGUAUCGCCACGUGUUUUCACGAGUUCAACAAUCAAAGAACAUAAGUUUGAGGUAGGUAUGAUGUUGGAAGUAUUGGAUGUAACGAACGAUGGCAUGUUCCACCCGGGAUAUGUGUGCGAGGUGUUGAAUCAGUACUACUUCAUAGUGCGUAUAUCGCAUUCGAUCAACACUUCAUCACACCACCAAAUCAUUUGCAAUCGAUCCUAUCCCUACAUCUUCCCGGUUUAUUGGUGCGCACGUCAGAAUAUUCGACUCACUCCUCCUGAAGAUUAUGGUGAGGGUGAAUUCUCAUGGAGUGUUUAUCGAGAGAAAUGCGGUCUUGUGAAGGGCAGUGCGCCAGAACAGUGCUUCGAUUUACCGCGUGUUCAGCGAUCUUUUGAUAAACUCAGAAAUGUCGAAGUAUUAGACACGAGAACAGGCGAUGUGAUGUAUCCGGGCAAGAUAGUGCGAUCAGUGCGUCAUUUGGUAUGGGUACACUUGUGUCAUUAUGCAAAUGCCACACCUCCAAACGUUUACUCGAUUAGUUCGGGUCAUUUGUUUCCGUGCGGUUUUGCCAAGAAAUAUGCUAUUCGAAUGCAAAGCGCUACGCAAUAUGUCAGUAUGGGUACAACGUUGAGCGGUGAUCGUUUCAAUCUGCGUACGCUGUGUACGACUCGUCCAACGCCGAUAUUUGUCACACCCAAAAAACGUUUCUUACCGAGCGUCUGGUUGACAUCUGAUCUGUGGCUUCCGAUAGUGUACGUGCGCAAGAAUUGCUUCGCUGGACCGUUCAUAAAUCCGGAAAGGUUUCGGCAAAUACCCGACAGAUAUCGUCCAGGCGCGAUGCCUUCAAUAAUACGCGCGAUAUUAUCGGAUUUGAUCAGUUGUGCGUAUAAACCAAAACAACUCUGUGAAUUGUUGAUGUGUGCAAAAGAUUCAACACUGCCACAGAUUCUCGUUAAAGCGAGGAUCAAAUUCAAGAAGUAUCGUACCCGUGUGGAAUGUUGUGAGAAGGUGACCGAAUUCUGUGGUUGGUUACGCGGUAUUUGCAUCUUAUUGGAUGCAUGCCCCGACUUAUUUGGUAUCAGCAAUACGGGUUGCGAGUCGUAUUGCAGUACACUUCGAGAGAUUCGUUCGAUGGGAACAUCGAGUCAUGUGUGGACGGCGAAUACACACACCACAACGCAGAAGUGCAUACCGAGACGACUACGCAGAAUCGUGCCUGGAUCACAAACGAAUCUGUCUCAAACGCAGGUUGUCAAGAAGAAAAAACCGGUUAUCCAGAUUUAUGAGCCUCGCCGUCCGCUCACUCGGGCAAUAACGCAUAAGGAGUGGAGAACGCGAAAUGCCGCAGCUGCUGAGGAACGAAAGAAAACCGAGAAUAUAUCACCGGACUCUAUGAUGGUUGUUCGGCAGCCGCCCGUUUCAUCUAGUCAACAGCUAAUAGCCACCGAAGGGAAUAACUAUCCUCAGAACGUAAGUCAUGGAGCAUCGUUAGAAGAACGCCUUAUGUUAUUACCACCGGUUGAGACGAACCCUCUGUAUUGGACGGCAUCUGAACUAUCUAUGUGGAUCAUGAAAACAGAUCUUUCAUCCGUGGCAGGCGUUCUCGAAAAGGAGGAGAUUGAUGGAGAAGCGUUCUUGCUACUAUCGUUGAAUCACUGUAUGGAGAAUCUUGGGUUGAAACUCGGUCCAGCACUGAAACUUAGCGCUCUCAUUAAGGAAUUAAAUAACGUUUGCAAAGAACGUUUCAUCGUUUAA